AUGUGGAGGUUAAUGGCCAAUGAAGGUGGGAGGCAGGGACAUGCAAAUUACACUGCUGUGAGGUACCAUUACACUUCUUCACACUUAUCAGGAGGAAUCUGCAUCUGCGGAGACCAUUGCAAAUGUACAACUUGCAACUGUAAAACAUGCCGGAAAAGCUGCUGUCCUUGCUGCCCCCCGGGCUGUGCCAAGUGUGCCCAGGGCUGCAUCUGCAAAGGGGGCUCGGACAAGUGCAGCUGCUGCCCCUGAAACACAUCCGUUGUGCUGGGAGCCAAGGCCCAGGAGGCGUCUGUACAGUGCCUUAGUCAAGAAGUUGGAAUUAUUGUACAAUAUAGGUUAUGCUUUUUAUAUAUUUGCUCAGAUGCGGUGUGGGUCACCUUCAUGUAAAGGGCUUG
This is a messenger RNA of Zalophus californianus (California sea lion), 395 nucleotides long. Its product is annotated as metallothionein-4-like. Bases 1 to 249 code for a protein of 82 amino acids. Gene Ontology annotation, molecular function: metal ion binding. Lineage: Eukaryota; Metazoa; Chordata; Mammalia; Carnivora; Otariidae. The transcript has 3 exons. The record is from RefSeq and is a predicted model, not a curated record.